Phacochoerus africanus (Common warthog) is the source of this 2084-nucleotide messenger RNA. It is a transcript of the gene TMEM192, whose product is annotated as transmembrane protein 192. NCBI's taxonomy places the organism in Eukaryota, Metazoa, Chordata, Mammalia, Artiodactyla, Suidae. Gene Ontology annotation, cellular component: lysosomal membrane; late endosome. The record is from RefSeq and is a predicted model, not a curated record. The transcript has 6 exons. The coding region runs from base 419 to 1210 and encodes 263 amino acids.
UGGCCGGCGGCCAGCCUGGAGCCUCUCUUUCGGUGCUGGGCGCGCUGGGCGGAAAUGGGGGUGGGCGCAGCCUUGACUGGAGGGGCGUCUCCUGCGCGGGGCUGCCUGGGCCUGGGACCCUGGCAGGAGGCAAGCGGGAGUCCGCGGAGUACGCCUCGCGCCAGGCCGGCUUAUUUAAUGGGGGGAGGCCGGACGCUUAGCCCCGUGCGGGUGCAUCUUGGGUCCCAGAGCUGGAGCAGCCCGCGGUGCACGUGUGGACCCGGGCGCAGAGCCGAGUACUGCUCCUCGAGGCCCCAGGCCUUGGCCCGGAGGGCUGUGACCUGGACCGGCUUCGGCGUCCCACGGGCAGACCUGUCGCUGUCAUCGCCCGGAAACCCACAUUGGAGAAAAACAAUGUCGAGAUGUUUUGAAUCAUGGCAUGGGUUCCUUGGAUCUCAUCCAAAGUGUUGAAGAUGACCCCCUUCUGGACACCCAGCAUCUCCCACGCCACUCAUUACAUGCUCAUUUUAGGCCUAGAUUCCACCCACUUCCCACAGUCAUCAUAGCAAAUCUUCUCGUACUGAUCCAUGUUGUGUUUGUUGUUUUGGCCUUUUUAACAGGUGUACUUUGUUCUUACCCCAAUCCAAUUGAGGACAAGUGCCCAGGGAACUACACCAACCCCUUGAAAGUCCAGACAGUCAUCAUCCUUGGCAAAGUUAUUUUGUGGAUUCUACAUUUCCUUCUUGAACGAUACAUCCAAUAUCACCACAGCAAAGUAAGGAACCGAGGCUAUAAUAAGAUCUACCGGUCGACCAGGCAUCUUAAAAGCCUUGUGCUGAUGAUACAUUCCACUGGCAGCACUGCUCUUCUUCUCCUGCUCUGCCUCCAGCACUCCUUCCCGGAGCCCAGCACCCUGUACCUGGACCUCAUUCUGGCCACCCUGGCCCUGGAGCUGCUCUGUUCCCUGACGUGCCUGCUCGUGUACACAGUGAAAAUUCGAAAAUUUAAUAAAGCCAAGCCACAGCCUGAUGUACUAGAAGAAGAAAAAAUCUAUGCUUACCCCAUCAAUAUGACCUCAGAGACGGGAUUCAGGACUCUCUCAAGCCUGGAGGAGAUUGUGGAGAAGCAGGGGGACAUCAUCCUCUACCUGAAGCGCCACAAUGCACUGCUUAGCAGGCGGCUAUUGGCCCUCACGUCUUCUGACCUCAGCUCUCAGCCAAGUGGGAUUUGACAGCAACUCUAGAGGAGCCCGAGUAAUUUAAGACUGACUGCCUGCUCUUAAGACUGAAUGCCUGCCUGACAAGCUGUCCCAGCAAACUGCAGCUUUGCCAAGUAACAGUCUACAAUUGUUGUUGGAAACCUGAACUUGGUUCUCACCUGCUUGGACGUUUAAUAAGCAGGACCCGUGGAGUGUUUAAAGGGCACUUUGUAGAGCCUUUCUAACUCAAGGGGAAGGUCUGUUUGCACAUUUGAAAUUAUUGCACUGCUUGGUUUAUUCCAGGAUCAAAGGUAACAUCUCUGAGCAACUCUCCUUGCAUCCUCCUUAGCAGCCAGUAAUCAUUUGGUGUUUUAGAGAGGAAGUCUGACAUGACAAACUGUUUAAAGUGGGGCUUUGAUCAAAUGAGUUUUUCCCACUUUAUCCUGGUGAGUGAAGACAUUCUUUUCUCCUGGUUAGUGUUUUCUCCGCUGAGGCCAGGUGGAUCUUGUAUGCAUGUGUGGUACCGAGUGACCUUGGCCCUUGGAUCCUUUCUAGUGAAUUUCCUCGCUAUAGGACCAAGGUCCCCAUAGGGGAUUUUCUUUGCACCUCCUGUGGGUUUCCAUUCUCCAGAAAUAAGACUUGAGGAUCACUUGCACCGGAGUUAGGCCCACCAGUGCUGGCUGUGACAGCAGCAGCGCCUGCCACUGGCAGCAGCUGAAAUACUUAGGGAAGACUUCAGGCUUUAACUUUCCUUUGGCCCUUUUUCAAGACAUUGCCGUGUAUUUCAUAUUGACUGGACUGUCAUUGGAUCAAUAAGUUCAGGGACAGGAAAGGAGUCUUUUGUGGCUUUAAGUUUGUCUGAAAGAAAAAAGAACUAAACAGUAUUUAGUCCUGGAGUACCCCCCCC